Ordospora colligata OC4 is the source of this 1026-nucleotide messenger RNA. Its product is annotated as sirtuin-like protein. Gene Ontology annotation, molecular function: NAD+ binding. The transcript has a single exon. NCBI's taxonomy places the organism in Eukaryota, Fungi, Microsporidia, Ordosporidae. The coding region runs from base 1 to 1026 and encodes 341 amino acids. The record is from RefSeq and is a predicted model, not a curated record.
AUGAUCACAAUAGAUGCUGCCUGGAUCAGGUCAAACAGUAAGACAUUUGCACAAAAGCGAGUUGUGGUACUGACAGGCGCUGGAAUAUCGGUAUCUUGUGGAAUACCAGACUUCAGAUCACAGAAAGGAAUAUUCAACGACAUCAAGAAGACUUUGGGAAUAAGUGGAAGAAAUCUAUUCACUUAUGGCAUAUCUGUGGCUAAGGAAACACGAAAUAUAUACAUAAAGUACAUAAGCAAGCUCAAGAAUAUGGUAGAUCUUGCAACACCAUCUCUUACUCAUCGGUUUUUACUUUCAUAUUCAGAAAUCUCUAAGGGAUUCAGGUUAUACACACAGAAUAUCGAUGGGCUUGAGGAAAAAGCAGGAAUGGCGCCUAAGAAUGACAAGUCAACACAACUUGUAUAUCUACAUGGAAAUAUGAAGGAGCUAGCAUGCCUCUAUUGCGGAGCAAGAUUAAACUUUGGAGAAACUGAAAGAAAAGAAUAUGAGGCAGGAAAUGAAAUCACCUGCGCUUGCUGUAUACUAAGAAACGAGAAGCGGGGCAUAGAAAGCAUGGCAGGUCUUAGGAAAAGGCCCGUCGGUAUGAUGCACACAACAAUAAUACACUAUGACCAGCAGCAUCCAGAGUCUGCAUUCAUUUCCAAGAUGGCACAGAACGAUGGAUGCUGCGAUUUGUUCAUUGUAAUGGGAACAAGCUUAAGAGUGCUUGGAGUAAAGAAGCUUGCAAGAUACUUCUGCAGGCUUGAAGGUACGAAAGGCAGGAGGAUUCUUGUGAACCUUGAAACCCCACCAAAAGAGUUUGUGGAUCUGUUUGAUUUCUUCUGGAAUGGAGAUUGUGAUGAGUUUUGUGAAAUUGUUGGCGAGUGUAUUGGAAUAAAUACCAUAUCAAGCAAUAUACAAAGACUCUCAAUAGAAGGCUCCAAUAGCAUAAAUGAUUGUAAUCUGAAUAAUCCGAUUGAUCGAUCAUUUCAACAUACAAAUAGCAAUGUUUGUGAUCAAAAUACACAGGCUAAGAUACAUGCAUAG